Molecule: messenger RNA, 3354 nt
Organism: Drosophila sulfurigaster albostrigata
Lineage: Eukaryota; Metazoa; Arthropoda; Insecta; Diptera; Drosophilidae
Gene: Syx5
Product: syntaxin-5
Exons: 2
Coding region: 323-1726 (467 amino acids)
Biological process (GO): vesicle fusion; intracellular protein transport; endoplasmic reticulum to Golgi vesicle-mediated transport
Cellular component (GO): endomembrane system; Golgi membrane; SNARE complex
Molecular function (GO): SNARE binding; SNAP receptor activity
Source: RefSeq, a predicted model, not a curated record
AUUUGGCUUGACAGUGUGUGUGUGUGUGUGCGUUCGUGAGUUUUCUUUCUGGCAAAAAUAUUUAGCGUUUUAUAAUUAAAAAUUGCCAAAUUCAAUUGCUAAUAUAUCCCAAAAAUUAAUGCAUAAGAAACUGGGUGCAUACAAGUCAAUCAGCGCGUUCCACUGCAAAUUUCAUAAAGUUGAAAGAGAGUUUCGCAAGUUCAACAACAAUUACAAGCAUUUAAAAACAAGUGCAUGACGAAUGCAAAAAGGCAACGUCAACGACACAAAAUUCAGAUAACAAUAGCAGCAACAAAAACAGCGCUAUUUGACUUGCAAUGAGAUGCAAACUCGACGUCGCCAUCAGCAAACGGACCAGGAAUACACCAGCAGUUACAGCAGUGUUCCACAACCUCCUUUGGUGCAGCAGCAGCAGCAGCAACAACAACAUUCAACGCUAAUCCAACCAGGGCUGCAGCAGCAAUUCGUGCAGCCAACUCUUGAGGCUGCCAUACACAUUGGCGAAGCGCAGCAAUUUGCUGCCGACGUCGACGCAGACGACAAAUACAACAAGGCAGCGCGUGGCCAGUGGAAUCUCUUCAGUGGCAUCUCGUCACGCUCGGGACAGGCGCUACGUUCGUUUAUCCAGCAACCCCUGAGCGCCGCUGCUGCCGUUGUCACUGGCAAUCAUCCACAGCUACAGUCGCAGCAAGGCGACAACAAUAACUUCGAUAAUUUUGGAGUACAGCCAGAGGGUGAACUUGAUUUGGACUUGGAACCGCAGCAGGAAGUCUUCAUAAUGGCAGCCAGAGAUCGCACGGGGGAAUUUGCAAAUGCGAUACGUUCGCUACAGUCACGGAACAUAACCAGAGCUGUCAAUAUAAGAGAUCCCCGCAAGGCCAAACAGGUGCAAAGCUACUCCGAGUUCAUGAUGGUUGCACGUUUCAUAGGCAAGAACAUUGCCAGCACAUAUGCCAAGCUGGAGAAGUUGACCAUGUUGGCCAAAAAGAAGACUCUUUUCGAUGAUCGACCACAAGAGAUCCAAGAGUUGACGUACAUCAUUAAGGGCGAUUUGAAUGCCUUGAAUCAACAGAUUGCCCGAUUGCAGGACAUCUCCAAGGAUCAACGACGCACCAGCAAUGGCAAACAUCUGGUCUCACAUUCCUCUAACAUGGUGCUUGCACUUCAAUCCAAGCUGGCUAGCAUGAGCACCGACUUCAAACAGAUACUGGAAGUGCGCACCGAAAAUCUCAAGCAUCAGAAGACGCGUCGCGAUCAAUUCAGCCAAGGACCUGGGCCACUUGCUGCACACACCGUUUCACCGUCGACGGCGAAGCAGGGAUCGCUGCUGCUCAGCGAGGAGAAUCAAGCAGUCAGCAUAGAUAUGAGCGACACCUCACCACUGCUUGGUCCAACGCCAGCACAUUUGCAGCAGCAGCAGCAGUUGGCCAUCUACGAUGAGUCCGACACAUAUGUGCAACAGCGAGCGGAAACGAUGCAGAAUAUUGAAUCGACCAUUGUGGAACUGGGCGGCAUCUUUCAGCAGCUGGCGCAUAUGGUCAAAGAGCAGGAGGAGAUUGUUGAACGCAUCGAUACCAAUGUGGCGGACGCGGAGCUGAAUAUUGAGGCGGCGCAUGGCGAAAUUCUCAAAUACUUUCAGUCCGUUUCAAAGAAUCGUUGGCUCAUGAUUAAGAUUUUCGGUGUCUUGAUAUUUUUCUUUCUGUUCUUUGUUGUCUUUAUGUCAUAAUUAAUGCUAAAUACCCCGACCUUGUCCUCCACACCGCCCCACUCGUCCCUCACUAUUCAAUUAUAAAUUAUUGUGAAUACAUUGCUAAUAAUAAUACUAUAUUAUAUUUUAAUGGGAAUGCAGUUUGAAUUGUACAAAAGUCCAAGUUCGAUUUCAUUUCGAUGAUGUAAUAAACCAAUUAUCAAGCAUAGUAACUUACAAUUUUGUUAGCAUUUAAAUUUAUCUUGUUCACAUGUUGGCUGAUAAGGUAUGAGUCGUAAUCUUUACGAUGAAUAUGAUAUGACGGGUUAGCUUCAGGGUCGUCUCAAUCAAAAAUUCCACUCUCCUUGAAGCUAUGUGUAAUUUAAAAAGAAAUAGAAAUGAAUUUAAUAUAAUUUUACUUUAUUUUCUUUCAGGCUUCAACUACCAAAAUGCAAAUCAAUAUUAAAAAAAGAGUAAUAAUAUAUUAAUCAUUAAAAAACAUUAGAAGUCUUCAACAAUACACAGAAUAUUAACGUUAUGUCGAAGAUGUCUUUCGUUAUGGAUCUAUCGCAUUAUGAAUUUAACUCUGAAUUUACACGUGAAAUAUUUGUUCGAUUUGUUUUUAACCGAUUGCCACACAUGCACUAGUUUAUGACGACUUUAACGAUGCAGAGAGAGAGGAUGUAGUUAAUGCGCUGCGCUGGUGCCAAACAACAAUGAGAUCCCCACACAGCUUUGCCCGUUACCCUCUAUGUUGAGAUGAGCGAAUAGACCAUGCUAAAAUUAGCCAAUAAUAAUAUACAUAUUUAGGCGAGACAGCACGAUUUAUAAAACAUUUAUAAUUACCCAUAGAUGUAGUAGAAGAAACUAAUCAGGUAGACAGCCAACUUAAUCCAACCUUCUCGCAUGUUACGAGAUAACGUAUCCGUCUUCAGCACCGUGGUGGGAUCAUACAGACCCGGACCGGACAUAACAGGGCGAUUUUUGUACCUAAAACAAUUAUGAUUUAUUAAUUUGUCAAGAUUUGUGAGGUUUUAUAUCCCAUACAAACAAAAACAGAAGAGCAAAAAAUUUCCCCCUAGCGUAACGACCUUGCAAAAAUGUCCCUUAUAAAUUACCCAAGUCAAAUAUUUGGGAAACGAAGUACAAAGCUCAGCUCAAACCAGCUAUGUUGCCGGCGGCUCGAAAACUGUUGAAUAAUGACUGUCUGCUGGGCACAGAUCUGAUAUUAUCUUUAAAUACCCAUCGAAGCUUUUGCCCUUUAACUUACCGCCAAAUGUGAUAGGCUAUCAGAGGUAUAUUGAUGCAUAGCGAGAACCAUUCUCCGCAGAAGAGGAAUAACAAAUUAAUGAAUAUGUGUAACAAAUAUUCCGGUAGAACCAGCUGCAGACAAAAAUGUCAUUAAAUAUGGUAAUAAAAAAGUGUAUACUAAGUUGCUUACCGGAUUUAGACUGUUACACUGAUCAAUUGGAUUUUUGUAAUCUGUUUUCAGUUCAUCGAACGCAAUGACAUGAAAUAUUGCGAAAAAUAUUAAGAAUGCAUCACCGAUUAGCGCCACAAUAUAAGUGAAUGCGGUAAAGUUGAAGGCCAUUCUGUUUGUUGUGGUUUGUUGAAUACUGUGCUAGCACCUUUUAAUCGAAUCCAAAUUAACUCGCUUUCAAUUUUUU